Messenger RNA from Penicillium lagena, 468 nucleotides. RefSeq lists its product as uncharacterized. The record is from RefSeq and is a predicted model, not a curated record. The transcript has a single exon. Lineage: Eukaryota; Fungi; Ascomycota; Eurotiomycetes; Eurotiales; Aspergillaceae. Bases 1 to 468 code for a protein of 155 amino acids.
AUGAUAUCCACCAUCCCCCCACCCCGGCCCGUGUCGGUCAAUUCCUUGGCCAGAGCUCCAGGCACUGCACUGGCAGCACCAGUCCAGAAAACACUUCGCAGCACCAGCACGGGGAUCUCACUUCACGACAGCCUCUAUUCUCCCGACUCAUCUCAGUCAACUCCCGCGUCAGCAUUAUCUUACCCCUCGCCCGCCCCUCGCGACAUCUCUGCAUUCUCUUGCCCACGCAACUCUUCGCGGGAAGAAACCGAGUUUGCAAACAUCCCGAUCGAGAUCCAUGAGGCGAUCAUCGAUCAUUUGUUUGGUGAGCGGGCCUCCGCGGCUAAGGCGAGCAAAUCGUCCGUGCAGAACUGGGAGAAAGCCCUUCGACACCCCCGGCGCAAAGCGCUUUCGAACCUCUCGCUGAUCUCCAGGGUGUGGACACCACUCGUCCAAGGCCGUAUCUAUCGACACAGUAAGUUUGCUUGA